Messenger RNA from Nicotiana tabacum (common tobacco), 873 nucleotides. The record is from RefSeq and is a predicted model, not a curated record. NCBI's taxonomy places the organism in Eukaryota, Viridiplantae, Streptophyta, Magnoliopsida, Solanales, Solanaceae.
AUGGAUUUUCUGGGUUCGGAAAAGGAAACCGCCCGUGCAAAUCUGAAAUCGGUAGAGGUUCAACUUCGGGUGGCGAAGGAGAAAGCUGACAAGCGGGAUCAGCUGAAUGAAGAUCUCCGAGCACAGCUAAGCUCGGUUGUCACAGAAUGGGACGCCCUUGGUAGAGAGCAUGAGGCAAUGAAGUCCAAGCUGGAGACAACCUCUGCCGAUGCUAAGGAGAUGGUGGCCCAAUACAAGGCCGAUGUCGAAGCAGCCGAGGCCCUUCUGAAGACCAAUGCCAAAUAUGCCGGCGAAAAGUUCGGUAAGCUGGACACAAUGUUCAGUAACGCUGGUGUAUUGGGUAAGCCAAUAUCCAGCAUCUUAGAGGUCGAUUACGACAUAAUUAAGACAGUGUUCGAUGUAAACAUUAUUGGCGCCUUCUUUUGCGCGAAACAUGCUGCUAGAGUGAUGAUUCCAUUCAAGAAAGGUUCCAUUAUAUUCACAGCAAGUGUUGCAACAGUGGUCUCUGGUCUUGCCCCGCACGCAUAUGCAGCAUCAAAGUGUGCGGUUUUGGGGCUAUCCAAGAACAUUGGAGUCGAAUUAGGAAAGUACGGAAUAAAAGUUAACUGUGUUUCUCCUCAUUACGUUGGCACACCACUUGCAUUAAAUGGGCUUGGAAUAGCUGAGAGAGAAAUGGCGGACAAAUGGUUUGCAGAAGGAGGAAAUUUGAAAGGAGCAUUAUUAGAUGAAGAGGAGGUAGCAAAAGCAGUGCUAUAUUUGGCAAGUGAUGAUUCCAAAUAUGUGAGUGGUAUGAAUCUCGUUCUUGAUGGUGGUUUUAGCACUACAAAUGUGGCUUUAGCCUACAACAAAUUGUUCCCAUCAGACCACCAAUAA